AUGCAGCUUACCCGCAGCACUGCACUUGCUACGCGGCGGGGAUCGAGAUCAAUCUCAACCGAUGACCUGAUAUUCUUGAUUCGGCACGACAAAGCCAAGGUUUCACGUCUCCGGACGUUCUUAUCUUGGAAGGAUGUGCGCAAGAACGUCAAGGACUCUGAUGACAAGGGUGGUGGCGAUGCAGCCGAUUUUGCUGCAGCCGAUGAUGCGGCUGGUGUGGUCGCUGGUCCCCAGGAUGUUGCUGCCAAGCCAAAGAACAAGAGAGCCAAGGUUGGGCUGGCAUGGGAUCCCAACAGCUUCUUCUCCGUCCAGGUACCGGAGCGCGAAGACGAAGAAGACGAAGAGGAAGAAGAGCAGAACUACGCCACUCUGCAGCGCUUGGCUGCCGCCGACGAGCGUACCAAGCACAUGACGAAAGAGGAAUACGUCUUUUGGUCCGAGUGUCGCCAGGCCUCCUUCACCUACCGCAAGAGCAAGCGCUUCCGCGAGUGGGCAGGCUUUGGUAUUGUGACCGAGUCCAAGCCCAACGACGACAUCGUUGAUAUCCUGGGCUUCCUUACUUUCGAAAUCGUCCAGACUCUAACAGAAGAGGCGCUCAAGGUCAAGGAGCGUGAAGACCACGAGAAGAACCGUGGCGGUCCUGACGCCGGCGACAGCGCCAAGAAGCGCAAGCGCGAGACUGGCCUGUUCGAUCCGCCCGAGGAAGGCCGCACCCGAAUCGAACCUCGACACAUUCGUGAGGCCUACCGCAAACUCCAAGCCACACCUCAGAAAUCAGUGGCGAUGCUUCUCCACAACGCCCGCGUACCUGCUCGCCUUCCUUUGCGACUAGUCAGUAUACCAACUCACGGUUACUUAUCAUAUUACUGA
This is a messenger RNA of Penicillium maclennaniae, 870 nucleotides long. RefSeq names its product SAGA complex subunit spt3. The record is from RefSeq and is a predicted model, not a curated record. Bases 1 to 870 code for a protein of 289 amino acids. Gene Ontology annotation, molecular function: transcription coregulator activity; protein heterodimerization activity. Gene Ontology annotation, cellular component: SAGA complex. The transcript has a single exon. Lineage: Eukaryota; Fungi; Ascomycota; Eurotiomycetes; Eurotiales; Aspergillaceae. Gene Ontology annotation, biological process: transcription by RNA polymerase II.